Molecule: messenger RNA, 1300 nt
Organism: Perca fluviatilis (European perch)
Lineage: Eukaryota; Metazoa; Chordata; Actinopteri; Perciformes; Percidae
Product: microfibril-associated glycoprotein 4-like
Exons: 7
Coding region: 118-834 (238 amino acids)
Biological process (GO): elastic fiber assembly
Source: RefSeq, a predicted model, not a curated record
CUGGAGAGGAGACACCACAGAUUAUAAAUAAGUGCGAGAGACAGACCAGAGACAUCAGAGCGUCGAGACACACUGACAUCAGGAUCUUCAUCAGAUCACUUCUGCUGAAAUCUGACCAUGAAGCUGGUUUCAGUCGUCCUCCUCCUGCUGGCUCCUCUGUUGAUCAGUUGCCAGACGCCCUUUCCGCCGUUGGACUGCAAUGAGAUUUAUAAUAAUGAUAACAGCCGACCCAGUGGAGUGUACACCAUCCAUCCCUCCGCUUCUUCUUCUGUCCAGGUGUACUGUGACAUGGAUUCACAAGGAGGAGGGUGGACGGUGUUCCAGAGGAGGAUGAACGGCACAGUGAACUUCUACAGGGGCUGGGAUGAAUACAAGACCGGCUUUGGUAACCCUGCUGGAGAGUACUGGCUCGGUCUCAAGUCUGUCUUCUACCUGACUAACACUAAAAGGUACGAGCUGCUGGUCGACAUGGAGGACUUUGAAGGAAACACAGUGUUCGCUCGUUACUCCAAAAUCACCCUAGACCCAGAGUCCUACGGAUACCCACUGUAUAUUUCUGGAUUCACUGAUGGAGGAGCAGGAGACUCCCUGAGUUUUCACAACAGACAGAGGUUCACCACCUUCGACAAAGACCAGGACUCCUAUUCAGGGAACUGUGCCAGAUUAAGCCUGGGGGCGUUCUGGUACAACAACUGUCACCAUGCAAAUCCAAAUGGUGUUUAUCGUUGGGGGGCUGACAGCACUGUCUCUCAUGUUGGAGUGGAGUGGAUUAGUUUUAAAGGUUAUAACUACUCCCUGAAGACCAUCAGCAUGAAGAUCCGUCCUGUGCAGUAGUUCUCCAGGACCAGUGUACAGCAGAAUAUCAGCUCAUCUCUUCUGAUUUCUUUCUCUUUCUCUCAUUAAGCAUUUCAUCUUACAACAGGUCUUAUUUUCCUGAAACUGGGCACCAACACAAGAAAACCAACUGAUGUUUGUAAAUCUUGUUACAGUCUGUGAUGGUUUAAAGCAGUCGCAGCUCGCUGCAACGUGGAAGAAAAGUCAGAUGUGUCUCCAGUUGGGCGGCUGCAGCAGGAAAGUAGGGCCCAUAAUCUUUAAAUGGAAACACAUAUAUAGUCUGAUCAGCUGUUAAUCACUGCAUGAACUGAUAACAUGAGUCUAAAAGAGAGAAAGAAGUAAAAUGAAAAGUAUGAAAAGAUUUUUGCAGUUCAGGACAGCCAGUUGAUGUUUGGUGGAGGUUUGAAACUCUAAUGUGAAUCUUUAUCUGCUGUACGGUGACAAUAAAUAAGAAGCUGAGCAUUAA